AUGGGAGUUGGAAAGGUUUUAGAUGGGGGUGAGACUAUGCAGUAUGAAUCACCCAAGAAACAUAAGCUUCCGAUCACACCUCCUUCAAGUGUGGAGAAGAAACAGGGGGGUAAGAGUGUUGCAGGGGAAAGCAGUAAGGAUGUGAAGCCCAAGGAGUUGCUACCGGCUUUGAAGAUGGCGGGGGUUAAAUUGAAAAGGAAGCCACGGUUGAAAUAUAGGCCGGAACGUAAUUCUGUGUUCUGUGUGGAUGAUUAUCUAAACUAUCCGCAGGUGUGUGGUAAAAAGGAUGCGGAAUUUAUUAAGUAUGCCUUUAUGCACUGCAAGAAUAUUGUAGCUAUCACGGGUGCAGGUAUCUCAGUAGCAGCAGGAAUUCCAGAUUUUAGGUCAAGUGAUGGGUUGUUUGCGUCGCUUAAGGGCCAAGCGGGCGGUAGUGGGAAACGGUUAUUUGAUUUUAAUUAUGUACAUUCUUCAGAGGAGAUGAAUAUAAAGUUUAACAAGAUGAUCAGUGAUAUGCAUACCAAAUGCCAAGUUCUGGAACCGACGCGAUUUCAUAAACUGUUGAAUAUUUUGUCUAUUAGCGGAAGGCUUAGAAGGAUAUAUACUCAGAAUAUCGAUUGCAUAGAGAACAAGCUAGAUGGAAUAUCAUCACUCGAGCCAGAGGCGCCCUCAAAGAAGACUCCUACAACUAUCCAAUUACAUGGAAGUAUUAACCACAUGAGCUGCACCAAAUGCCGUAAGAUCUAUGAUAUGAAUACAGAACUUUUCAAAUGCCAUGAGGAUGACCUUGACCGAUCUGUUAUUCCUGUAUGCCCAGAAUGCGAAGAAUUUGAAGCGGUCAGAGCAAUUGCCGGUAAAAGAUCACAAGGUGUAGGACUUUUGAGACCAUAUAUUGUGUUGUACAAUGAAGUUCAUCCUGUUGGUGAAAAGGUUGGUGAACUUAUUAUGAAGGACCUAAAGCUGAAGUGUGAUUGCCUGCUAAUCGUAGGUACAUCUUUAAAAAUUCCUGGAGUUAAGACUAUUUGUAAGCAGUUUUGCAACUCUGUUCGCUCUAGAAAAGGCAUAAUUUUGUGGAUCAAUAGAGAUAUGCCAUCGCAGAGCAUCCAAGAUCUUCUUGGAGGCGUAGAUUUAUUUGUACUUGGUGACUGUCAAGAUCUUUGCCAAAUUAUUGAGUUGUAA
This is a messenger RNA of Eremothecium cymbalariae DBVPG#7215, 1176 nucleotides long. RefSeq names its product NAD-dependent histone deacetylase HST4 (gene HST4). The record is from RefSeq and is a predicted model, not a curated record. Gene Ontology annotation, molecular function: NAD+ binding; histone deacetylase activity, NAD-dependent. Lineage: Eukaryota; Fungi; Ascomycota; Saccharomycetes; Saccharomycetales; Saccharomycetaceae. Gene Ontology annotation, cellular component: mating-type region heterochromatin. The transcript has a single exon. Bases 1 to 1176 code for a protein of 391 amino acids. Gene Ontology annotation, biological process: regulation of DNA repair; replication-born double-strand break repair via sister chromatid exchange; pericentric heterochromatin formation.